CGCUCCACAAGAUUGCGGGGUGUGUAAAAAUGACCGCCAUAUUUUGCGUUUUAACUAAUUUCCUCAUUAAUGAUUUUUCUACCUUUCUUCCUUCGGAAUAAACCCAUGAUUUUAAAAUGUCUGGUGUAAAUAUGCAAGGCUCGACCACAGAUCAAAUCACCUAUACAAAUGACCGUCCACAAGGUUUAUCUACGGAGGCCAAGAUGGUUCUCAUGCAACAGCAGUUAGCACUACUUUUACAUGCUGAUCAUUGUGAACGCCUUGAAAGGAGGGGGAUGGCAACAAACUGUAUGGAUCGAAAUUGUGGUGAAAUCCGAAACUUGCUGCCUCAUUUACAGAGUUGUACUCGAGAAAAGGAGUGCAAUGUUCCACAUUGUAUUUCAUCUAAGUACAUAAUGCGACACUACCGUUCUUGCGGAGAUAUGGAAUGCAAAGUUUGUUCAGCAAUCAGGAAACCGAUUGGGAACUCUACACCGUCAUCAGCAUCAUCCGUUAGUUGCCCACAAAAUGGACUCGCUUCAAACCACAAAUCUGACAUAUCAUCCUUAAAUGGCAUCAAAAUAUCAGACUCUUUACUUCCACACCAAAAGACUGCUUUUACAACUGGCUCGUGUGAAUCACAACCAACUGUUGUGUUGAAUGGUGAGUUCAAUCGGGUACCUUUACAUGAAAGCCGCAUCACUGAUCAACAGCGAGAACUAGCUAUGAAAAAAUUUGUGAAUGAUAUUUCUUUAUCAAUCUUUCCAACGGCAAAUCCUACCGCAUACAGUGAUCCCAGAAUGAAACAGUUUCUCGAUUAUGUGAAACGAAUGGAAAAAGACGUUUUUGUAAAAUCUAGGUCAACUGAAGAAUAUUUCAAGACAAUGGCACUCCAUUAUCACAAUAUACAUUCUGAAUUAAAGGAAAAGCGUCGUCUGAGAGAAUCCUGUCCGCCACUACAAAAUGGAGACAUUUCUGAUGUGACACAACCUUCAGAACUGUCAAAUUCUGUUUCAUCAGAAAACUCAUUAAAAACUAAUUCUUAUGAUCAGGACCAGUUUUCAGAUGCUUUAGAAAUCGUAUCCAAGCGUGAAGAACAGAUUCAACGGGAAAUUAAAGUUGAAGUUGCAACAGAAAGCUCUUCGAAUUCCUCUGACUCUGCAGGGGUUUUAGAAGACAAGGAUAAUAAAGAGGAUUCAAAUUCACCAGAAGUUAAAUAUCAUCCUGUCGCGUCCGUAGAACCUAGUGAAAGCGACACAAAAACAAAGAUUGAUGAAAAAACUGAUCUGGAGUCUGAUGCACCUGAGCCUACCGGUUCUGAUGAAAAAAAGACGGAUGCUCAGGCUUCUCGAGAACCUAUCAGACGGAGAAUAUGGUACUCUAAUGAACUGUUGCAGCAUUUUCUACCAGUUGUACUAAAAAUAAGCAAAGAAAAGGAUGCAGAACCAUUUUUGACUCCAGUGGAUUGGAAGUUCCUUGAAAUAUAUGAUUAUCCUCAAAUAGUUUCUGAUCCUAUGGAUCUAUCAACUAUACGGAGAAAAUUAGAAGACCGAGAAUAUAAAGAUCCUUGGGAAAUAGUCGAUGACUUUUGGUUGAUGCUUAACAAUGCCUGGCUGUACAAUAAGAAGACGUCCAAGGUGUACAAGACCUGUACAAGGUUGGCUGAGACAUUUGAAACUAUAAUUGAUCCCGUAAUGCAGUCGCUUGGAUUUUGCUGUGGCAGGGAAUACUAUUACCAACCACCUACCUUAACCUGUUUAACGCCCAAGUUUUGUACAAUAUAUCGCGAUGCAGUUUAUUACGUCUACAAGAGCGAUGGUCAAACUCCUGGACUUUUGGAACAAAAAUACACAGUAUGCGAGAGAUGUUACAAUGAAGCUUUGGAUCAAAUAGCCCUUGACAGUGACUCCAGUAACCCAGUGAAUGUUCAGAAGAGCUUGAUGGAGAAGUGCAAAAAUGAUAUCAAAGAAAAGGAGCCAUUCGUAUUUUGCAAACAUUGUGGAAGGAAGUGGCACAGAGUUUGUGCCAUAUACCUUGAAGAAAUUUGGCCAGAUGGUUUUAUUUGCAAUCACUGUAUUGUGAACUAUGGAUUAAAGCGUGUUGAAAAUCGUUUUACAGCUAAGAAAUUGACAACAUGCAAAUUAAGCAACUUUUUAGAAAAACGUGUAAAUGACUUUCUGAAGAAAAAAGAAGCCGAUGCGGGUGACGUCAUCAUUCGUGUUCUUGCGGCAGCAGAUAAAACUGUUGAAGUUAAAUCUGGUAUGAAAGCUCGGUUCUGUGAUAACGGAGAAAUGCCUGAGUCUUUUCCGUACAGAGUGAAAGCCAUUUUCGCAUUUCAGGAAAUCGACGGUCAGGAAGUAUGUUUUUUUGGUCUUCACGUUCAGGAAUAUGGAUCAGAAUGCCCACUUCCUAAUACCAGAAGGGUUUAUGUGGCUUAUUUAGAUUCCGUUUACUUUUUUCGUCCUAAACAAUUUCGCACAGAGAUAUAUCAUGAACUUUUGGUUGGUUACAUUCACUAUGCAAAGUUACUUGGUUUCACAAUGGCUCAUAUAUGGGCUUGUCCGCCUAGCGAAGGUGAUGAUUACAUUUUUCAUAUGCAUCCACCUGAUCAGAAAAUUCCUAAACCUAAGAGGUUACAAGAAUGGUAUCAAAAAAUGCUUAAAAAAGCACUCAUUGAACGCAUUGUGGUGGAUUACAAAGAUAUCUGUCAGGAUGCUAAUGAGUCCCAUAUGAUCUCUCCAGCUGAACUUGCCUAUUUCGAAGGUGACUUUUGGCCAAAUACUUUGGAAGAAAUAUUUAAGGAAAUGGAUGAAGAAGAUGCUAAAAGAAAACAGGAACAAGAAGCAUUGGCUCGCGGUGACGACGAUGAUGAAGCAAAAGAAAACGUGCAGACUAAAGAAACCGAUGAAAAUCCGGGGAAGAAGAAAGCCAAACGAAGAAAGCUCAAACGUAGUGCUUCUAUAACGAUCACGGGUAAACGAAAGCGCGUGGGUGGUAUCGGUUCAGGUGAUGUUGCAAAUGAAGUUGCACGUCGUGUCUACGAAAUAAUGGAGAAACAUAAGGAGAACUUCUUUGUCAUUCGAUUACACCCUCAAAAUUCUGUCGCUGCACUUCCACCAAUUAAGGAUCCGGACCCGCUUAUUAACUCAGAGCUAAUGGAAUGUCGUGGUGCUUUCUUAGAAAAAGCUCGUGAAAAGCACCUAGAAUUUUCAUCACUACGACGUGCUAAAUAUUCCACUUUGGUGAUGUUAUAUGAAUUACAUAAUGAAAAUCGUCAACCUCUAAUGUACACUUGCAAUGUUUGUAGUGCACAACUGGAAACUCCAUGGCAUUGUAAACAAUGUAUCGAAUAUGACUUAUGUCCCCGAUGCUAUGAAACCGAAAACCAUCCUCAUCCUAUGGUGAAAAUAGGUAUUGGACUUGAUGAUUGUAAUAAAGGACAAGAGCCAAGUAAUGAUUCAACUAUUCAGGAAUCAGGAAGAGAUAAACUGAGUCGUUGGGUAAAAGCCUUAGGCCAUAGCUGUUAUUGUCGUGAUGCAAAUUGUCGUGUAUAUGCAUGUAAGACAAUGAAAUAUCAGGUGCAACACUUUCGUGUACAUUCAACAGAUCGAAAUCAGUGUUCUGUUUGUCGAUUCAUCUAUUAUUUAUGUUGCUAUCAUUCAAAAACUUGCCAUGAAUUGAAAUGUCUCGUACCUUUAUGUCCUAAACUUAAAGCCAAAAUGAAGCAACAGCAAAAGCAACAACGCCUCAAACAAACACAAAUGUUACGCAGACGUAUGGCCACGAUGCAGCGCUGUAACAGCAUGACUCCUAAUCAUCAACCAACUCCCCCACCAUCUCAAAAUUAUCAACAAUGUUCGCAAUCUUCGACAUCUGAUUGCAUAUCUUCUCCUAUGUCUGUACCUAUGCAGUCAUCACCAUUUGCUUCUACAGCUGUUACUACUGUUUCCUACAACCUUACCUCUCCACAUUCACGAAGUCAAUCUUCUAUCCAAUCUCCACAGCAAAGUCCGUUUUUUCACCCUCCUUGUCCAUCAUAUCAGAAUUCUCAACAAACUGUUCAUUCAUCAAAAGCAUAUGUGUCUAGUCCAUCAAUUCCCCGAUCUCCGUCAAUAUCUGCUAUGCCAGUCUCUACUUGUGUUCAAAAUCUCCCUCAGUCAACUGGGACUCAUAAUCAGCCAGCUGUAACUUUAGAAUCGGACCAGCUGAUAAACACACAUGUAGAUAUCAGUAGGACAGGUUAUGCUUUUCAGUCUCAAUCAAAAUAUUCUUUAUCUUGUACCCAGCCUACAACAUCUUUCAGUACCCAACAACAACUGCAGCGACAUCAUAUACAGGAACGCCCACAAACAAGUCUUAAUAAUAACUGGGCCCCCAAUUACGUUGUUUCUCAACAUAGCAUCCAGCCACAUGGAUCUACUUCUGGACACUCGGUCGCACAUCGACCUUUACUUACAAACAAUUCAGUUCCCAUAGAUGCAUUAUCUCCAAAACCAUUUGUUCACCAACCGUGUGUAACUCCUAUGGAUGUUGACCCAUCAUAUCCCCAGCAAAUAAUGUCAAGUCGGUUUCAGGGAGAAAAUGAACACAAUAAUUACAUUUUCAAUAAGCAAUCUCAACAACAAUCGGUUACACACCACCCUUCACCAGCUUAUUCUCAAGUUAUUGAGGGGCAUAAUCCUGGAACCCUUUUACCUCCUAGCCAAACUUCAUCAGGAACUAUUUCCAACUCUAAUUGGAGGCAACCUGGAACUGCACCUCCAGGCAGUACUAUGUAUCCAUCAGGGUCAUCUGUUAGCUCUACUCAACCAAAUACGUCAAUCGUUCGGUCAGGAUCUGUGCAACCUACGUCCUCGCAAUCCAUAGUAUCAACAACCUCGCCCAACACUGGUGUUGCUGUUCCGUGUAGCAUCUCCCCAGAGGAUGUGCGGAUCGUUCAACAAGCAUAUACUACAAUGAGGCAGCGAGGUGCUCCGGCGUCUGAAGUAAAUCGGUUUUUUAUUCCUUUUACUUUCGACAAAUUUUCGAAUAUAUUUUAGUGGUUAAUUUAAUUUUAUGUCUAUUACUCAGUAAGGCCUUUUAUUCCUUCAAAGCUGAUUAGGAGGUAAAAAAGUUUAAUGUCAUGCAAUUCAUUAGUUGAAUGUACUGUGGGAUUGUUCUCAGUUUUUGUUUACUUUAGGUUUUCUAAUUAAUGCCUCUCUUGAGUGCUUUAUGUUAGUAUUUUUGAAUAUAAUGACUCAAAACUGCGUUUAUUCGUGCGUGUAUUAGUUUAAUAAAGUAUAACAGAUUCUUUAGUCCAUACCAAAACUGUGGUUGUAUCAGACUGAGGUUUGAUAUGAUAAUUAAUGUCAGUUUGAGCUUUAUAUUUACCAGAAGUUGUUUAUUAAUUUUUGUUAACAACUUUUCCAUUAACAUGACCUUUCUCUACACGACCGGUUUUUAGUGAUAUUCAUCUCCCUUCAAAAUCCAAUCUAAGUGGAAAAAAGCUUUUUUUAGCAAUAAUUCCACAAAACAUCAUAUAGAAUGUCAAGUAAUUCGUAUCUAAGUGUUGAGAAAUUUGGUUAUUCUAAUAUUUCUAUCCCAAUAUUCCACAUGAAUUAAUCAAAUUAAAUCGAGUCCUAUCACCAGUGUUCGUUUUUAAUGAUUAUUCCGUUGUAAAUUAGCUUCAUCCUGUGCUUCUUACAGCUCUAUUUUGCGAAAGAUUGGUUUGUAAAUAUACUUUAUGAUCAUCCCUGUCACAACCUACACUUAUUUGCUUGGAUUUCCUCCUAUUUACUAUAAGUACAGGAAAGUAAACACUUAGAUUCCGUUAAUAUGAAACAAUUUUUUUUGAAUAAUUAAGUUGCACUUAUAUUUCUACAAUUAUAAAUUAUUCUAACUAGUUUGUCGUCGUAGUAUAAGGCAAGAAUACAAUUUGCACUAAAUUCAUUGAAAAAAAAUUAGUUUAUGUCUACCACCAAUAAAUUCAUCUACAAUAUUUUGGCUUUGGAUAAAUAGUUUGUGAAUUUCAUGUUUAUUAUUAUUAUUAUUACUAUGGAAAGUUCAAUUAGUAUUGAUUAGCACUUAUUUGAUUAGAAUAAAUAAAAAAAAUUUUAACACAUAUUUCUCGACAUUCCAAUCAAUUAUUUUUUUCAAAUAACAUUUUCUGUAAUCAACUCAUCCUUAUUUAUAGUGACUGUAAUUAAGCACCCAAAUUUAUUUAGUAAGAAAUUCUGUAUAGUAUUUUUCUCUCUGUAACUAUACAAUAGUUUUACAGGACUAUUUUCUUUAAUUUUUUUUCUUGGUUAAUACAUAUGGAUAAAUGAAAAUUAUAGAAAACAUAUCUCAUUUAGUUAGUUACAAGUUUAUUUACUUAAUUUUUAGCCACAUAUUCCAUGUGUGGUGUUAUCAAAGCCUAUAGUAACUAUUAUGCUCAGUUGUCUAAAUGAUUACCCUAAUUGUUAAGAAGGACAUGAUCAUCUAACCAAUUUUUCUCCAUGAAAUUCUGUAGUAGUCAGUGUCCAACAAAUGCAAAAGCUCACUGGUACCUUUUUAAUCAUAGAAUUUCCCAAGUGUAUACUUUAUCACCAUUACAUCUGAAGUAUUUUAUAACUAACGGAGUAUAUGAAUAGAUAUUAUUUUUAAAAAGAAUGAAUUUUACACUUGAAGAUUGCACAAAAAAGUGAUUAUGUUUCGUGGGAAUGGUUACGAAAUCCGAUCUCAUCUACAAACCUUAAAGUAUUUCAGAAUUGAUUUAAAGGUACACCUAAUGUGUCAAAAGGAAAAAUCCUUAACAUGUAAUUUAGCGUAGGUAAAGCAUCCGAAUAUUUACUGAGGUGUACUCUACAGUUUCCUUUAUCCUACUGCGCUUUUGUGAACCAUGACACUCGAAGGUAGAAGAUAUGGAGCCAUAGAUAUCCGAUCACAGAUAUCUCGGGAGAAUUUUUCAAUCAUCAAUGCUGAAAUUGGUCGUAGAAGUAAAAUGGAAUCAAUUUUCGAACCAAAGCAAGAUAAUAUGUUGUAAAGUAUUUGAUUAUCGAUCUAUCUAUUCCUAAAAUUCGUUUUCGUCUUUCUUAUUGACCUUUAUCACCACUGCUACCACUACUUUUAUUAGUUAUCACUGGGUAUCGGGAUUCUUAAGAGAUAAUUGUGGAUAAAGGAUUAUCGUAUAUUAUUAUUGCACACUAAGUCGGGUUCUCAUUAGAAAGAACACAACUACAGAAGUAUAUCUGUCCAUAUGGUCGAUCUUUUUGAUUUAUUGUGCUGUAUACGUGAUAUUAGCUAUAUAGACUCGGUUGUAAGAUAAUAUAGUCGUAAUGUUGAUGCUGUGAUGCGAGCUAACCAAUCAAACAGUAAUAAUGUUUAGACAAGUACGAUGAUCAUAUAAUUGUUUCGAAAUAAUUAUGAACGUGAAGUCUAAGGUUUUUAAGUGGAACGACAGCUAUUAAUUUCACCUUAUUUUUCGCUAUUGCGAUUUUGCAUAUACUGUUUUCAUGUUAGUUAACAUUUAUAUUAAUUAUAACUGUGUAAAUAUGUCUAGGAACGAAACAUAUUCGAUGAUAGUGAUCGUAUUUAGAGUUAUUUUUCAUCAGAAUUUACAUAAUUAUUCCUAUUAUAAUACACUUCUUUGCAAAUAUUGUACUUUGGUUAAUAUUAUAUUACAGUUUUCAAGUUGGUUGAACUCCAGUCCACAAUAUGUGAGAGCGUGGCAGUAUAUUCAACAAUCACAUCUGCACAACCAACAGCAACAACAAUUAUCUCAAAUGUCCGGAUGUAUGCCUAGUACUUCUAAUCCUCAUUGUCCUAUGGGAGCUCAGCUACACAAUACAUAUUCUGCUUGUCAAACUCCACAAAAUUCUCAGUCAGCUGCUGGAUCGCGUCCUUUACCUCAAUCAAGGUAUCCUUAUUCACAAGUUCAACAGCAGCAGAUUAUUGGAAAUCCUCAGUCUCACCAAUCACAGUCGUGGUCCUCUUUGCCCACACAACAACCUCGUUUUCGUCAAGCAAUAACUCCUCCAAGUUUUAAUCAACAGUUUUCAAUCCCUUGUCAUCAACAAGUAGGUAAACCUCCUUCUACAACUAUAUCUCCAACUCAAGCAUCUAAUUCUCCUCAACGCUACAUGACUCAAGCAAAUAUGCCUCAACCUAUGACCAAUCAAAUCCCUAUUUCACCUCCUGCUUCUAACAUAUCUCGAUGUGCUAAUACUGCAAUGCCACAAAUGGCGUCACUUCCACGUUGUACGAACAGUCUCUCAAUGCCUUCCAUGGGUCUUGUAAAUUCUGCUGGUAUGAGUCCUAAUCGCGCAGUCCAACCCUCCCCUCAUUAUUCGUCUGUAAUGCUAUCACAGUUAUUAGGGCCUGGUCAAACAGCUAAUCUUGUUAACACCCCAUCUUCUGUUUCAGAGUAUCAUAAUAUGCCAAAUAAACAACAUCUUGUUCGACAGGAAUUCAUUCCUUCAACAGUUUUCCAGCAGAAAUUAAAUUAGGGCUAAAUAUUAUUGUCCAUUUAUCUAUAUCUCAGCUGACUUUUCUUAAAAUACUUGUGUUAAGUUUAAACUUUUUUCUUAUUCAGAUGUAUGUAUAUAUAAUAUGAAUUUGAUUAAUGAAUUAUCUGUGAGUUCUCACUACUACUUGUUAUUUUUCUUCAUUACGAAAAUGUGUAAAUAGUACUUUUGACCUCCCAGAAUGUUUUUUUUAAAAUUCAUUCUGUAUUAAUUUCACUGUCUACUUCUCACUUCAAUUUUCCCCAAUGGUGAGAUCAUGUGAUUUUUUGCCAUUUUCUGUAUAUUUGUACAGGCCAUUGUAUAUCUAUACGUGGCUAUCCCAAUUUUUGUUGAGCUAGAUUAUACACACAUUCACACUGUCAAACCUUAUAUUAAUGUAUUACUACUGAUGUAAUUUUGUUUUCUUUAAUAAGAAAUUUUUUUUUAAAUAUGAAUUCACUCAAAUGUAAUUAUUUCUAGCGUUUUGGAGUUCGUUUGUUCAUGGUCGAUUUGUUCAG
Schistosoma rodhaini is the source of this 8959-nucleotide messenger RNA. Lineage: Eukaryota; Metazoa; Platyhelminthes; Trematoda; Strigeidida; Schistosomatidae. The record is from the annotation of a GenBank genome assembly.